GUUACGUUGAAUCUGCACUAGAGGUGUUAACAACAUCUUAAUCGGUAUGCCCUAAAUUGAUGUGGAUUGAAUCUGUUAAAUAUUUUGGAAGCUUAGAAGUCUCAGUAAAAAUAUCUGAAUGUUUCAGUUUAAGCCUGAAGCUUGCAGCAUGUGGAAAUAUAAGCAGCCUGACUUUGCAUUAUUCCUGCUUGGUGAACUGCAGAAGCAGCAGCAGGGAAGCAUUUUUUGUGACACACUUCUGCAGACAGGAGGUGUCUGUGUUCCAGCACACAGCUGUGUGUUAGCCGCUUUAAGUCCCAUCUUCUCAAGAAUCCUGUCCACAUCCCCCGCUCCACCUGAGGGGAAGAACAGGCUUCUAAGCCUUGAGGCUGUUGGAUCUCAUGCUUUACUGAAGCUGGUUGGGUUCCUAUACACCGGGGAGAUGGAAAUAGAAAGUCGGAGCGAACACGAGGACGUAAUGGCUGCUGCCCACAAGCUUGGCCUUAAAAACCUAAUUGAGAAAAAGCGAGUGUGGGUGGAACGAGGAGUUGAAGAUGUUGGGAGAUGCUGGAAGGAGGCAGCCGUUCAGACCGAUGAGAGCGUGAAGGCCAAGGAAAGUGUGAGCGUGCUGCCUUCAGAGAGACAGAGGAGUACUUUUUAUAAUGCAAAUUAUAGCGAUGAUCCAGGGACUUCUAUGUUGGAGGCUGAUUUGUCAUUUGAUGAAUCAAGUUCAUCUAGAGGUUUUAACUGGAUCAGUCAUGUCACUGUUCCUCCCCUCGCUGACGUGACAGAAGUGUCAAACCAGUGUAAAACAAAUGCUAAGAAUAGGUGGAAAAUGAAAGAUGGACCAACUCAAAAUCCAACCUGGCAGCAAAGCCAGGUGAAGCUCCUAAAUGUUGAAAGAUCCAAAUUAAUCCAACCUGAAGUGAUGGAAAGAAGAAGAAAUGUGUCAGGCAAAGAUUUCCGGAAGCUCUUAGAGGCUGUGAGUUUGCCCAAAAUUGCCACAAGUGAACAAAAAUUAGACAAGUUAAAAGUAAAGAUCAAACUGAGAAGGAGAGGAGCCUGCUGGGAGAGCAACCUCAUCGUGUCUGUCCAGGGAGAGAGCGAAUCAGAUGAAGUAAAAGAAUGUGGACCUCCAACUCCGACCUGCCCGUCCAUUGUACUUCCUGCUCAAAGUCUUGUAACUCUCACCCCACCGACCGAUCUGCCCAUUUCACCCUCUGACUGUUCCUCAAACGUGUCUUCAGAGAAACGCUGUCCUCCAAAUCGCAGUUCUGUGCCUUCUGCUCUGGAUCUACCAGCGUUGUCUUCAAGUCCUCCCCAAGCAGAUGAAUCCGAUGAACAAAUCGCGAUACUCUUGGAGGAUAUGUUCAUGAUGGGAUUAAACAUUCUGCCCUUGAUGCCAUUAGAUAAAAAUCUGGAAGAACAAGAGCUCAACCAGCUUGAUCCUCUUCAGGAAGACAAAGUUGUGCCCGAGACCUCUGCUCAAGGUUCUUGUCCUUAUGUGCCUGGCUGUGAGGAAGAAGUCAGGGAAUCUGGUUUUACAGAGACAGUAACACCAAUCAGGUCUCCACAACAGAGUUAUGAAGAGCUCGAGAAAUCGGGGUUUCACAAUCAGUUGAGAACUGAAACAGAUCAUCCUCCGGCUCAGUUAGCCAGACAAGAACUUCAUGCUUCACUUUUCAACAUGAACAAAGACACAAGUCUGUAUACAAUGGAAAUGGACUCUCUCGCCCCACUUGUAGAAGACCUGUUGUUAACCACAAAAACAACAGCUGGCCCAGACGGCACUGUCUCUGAAACAGGUGACAUGUCAGACUUUAAAAUGUCCUCCAUCCCUGAAGACGGGAUGGAUUUCAGACUGCGGAAAUGUCUUUCCCCGCUUAAAACAGAUGAAAAGGAUGUUCCUACAAAUGAGCCAUCAGAACAGUCACAAGAGGAGCUCUCCAAGACACACAAGCAGGAGCCAAAUGCAAAAACAUCUCCCCUGUUUCUUUCUGAAUCAUCUUCGAAAUUGGACUUUCCUCUUGGUUCAGUGAUCGAUUCUUCUGGUCCACAUCCGUGUCUUGACCCUAAAGGUUCCCAAGAUCAGUCAAACCCUGAAAAACAGGAACUGAAGACACACCGUGAUAUAACAACUGAAAAUGGCUCAAGUGUGGAUCAAGCAAAUAUCAUUGGUGAGCUCCCAAAGCAGAGAAUGACCAGAAGACAUCUAGCUUCUCAAAGGCUGAAAGAAUCUCAGGAGUCUCGGGCUCAGACGAGGCUAUUUAAGUCUAAAUCUGAUGAUAACAUCAAAGAGCCCACGUGUGGAAAUGUUCACUUGAAGACCCCUAAAUCGCGUGGAGUCCGCACACAAAUGUCCACGCCUUUAAAAGCAAACAGAAAAACAGUUGCAGGAGAAAAGAGAAAACAAGAGAAUUGUUUACCCCGCACUAAGAAAAUGUGUCUGAACACAGCUAGUAAACAACACGAACAUGAAGCUGAUUUACCUAAAGUGCAGGUCACUGUAGGAACCGUAAAACGAGGUCGUGGCAGACCUCCCAAAUCCCAAAUAUGUGCUGAAAAAAGAAAGCAAAAAUGUGACAAUGCAAAGAAAAUACGCCGGGCUGAGCUUGAACAAGAUGCCAAAAAAGAACCAACCCCACGGGAGGAAGACUCAACAGAAAUGAGUGAGGCAGAUGUUAACGGCAAUUUUGUACAGACAAGGCAGAACGUUCAUGUGAAGUAUUCUGGCCAAGCAAAGAGACCGAGUAUCAUUGAUAAAAUCUUUCAUCAGACUGGUAAUGCUUGUAGAAGUUCAUUUGGUCGGCAGCUAACAGCAAACCCGCAAGACACAACUUGUUCACCACAGAGGCUCCAAGGAGCCGUGGAGAAAAGCGGAGAGUGUGGUAAUUUAGUGAACGACAGUGAAUAUAUCAGUAAGAGUGUUUGUGGAGAGAACGAAGCAGUGAUGUCUGUGGUGGAAAAUAAGGAUGAAAUGGAUGCAGCGGAUAACCAGGUGAGGUUACAGAUGUCACACAGAAGCACGUCACAUAUUGUGCAUCGUACAGUUGAAAAGAGAGAAAGACCUAAGGAGAACUCGGAUAGAGAAGCUACUGUUCUUCAGUGUGAUUUCCAAAAUGUGAUGGAAAUUUCUGUCGCCCCUUUGACAUCUGAGAACUUAACAAAGGAUGUUACGGAUGUUGAUUGUGACAUAUCGCACACAGAGACGGGCAGCAGAGCUAAUAACAAACCAGUAGUGAUGGAGAGAAUCGACAUGACAAGGAAUAUGCAAGAGAGGCACACCAGUGUCUGUAUAAAUCCUGAAGCUGAAAAUGUUGAAAACAAAAAAGACGCUGCAGUUUCUAAUAAGCAAGAAUUUCUUGAGAAGAAUGAGGAGGAGGAUUUAGGGAGAUGCAAAGUGGUCCAGCUAACAAAAGAAACUAUUGAGAAUGAAGAAACUGAAAUUCAGAUGACAAAUGAUGAAGCAGUUCAGGAAAUUGCUCAAUGUGCUUCUGAUGUUGGAAUUAAGAAAAGGGAUGAUUUUGAUUUGGACGGUCGCCGGCACAGUUCUGACACCCUUUUGGAAGAAGACAAGUUGAGUACAGGAUAUACUGCAGGUGGUAGGAUGACCGAUGAUUCUUCAAAUGCAGCCAUGGCACUGAGAGGCACCCAAGUAAUAGUUAAAAAUGGCCCAAAUGUCCAAACUGGUGAUGUAUCUCACCAGUCAACAGUCACUGAAGACCAUUCAACAUUGCAGAUCGCUGUGUCCAGCUCAGAUGAAGAAAUGAUUGAAGUGGAUGUUAUUGAGCACUCUCUGUUCAGUAACCCUCCGUUAUUGCUGUUGGCAGCUGCACAGACCAUCUCUCUGCCCAUUGUGGAUCUACAGGAUCAAGAUGGCGAGAUGGAUGUUACUGAAGAGGAAGAGGUAGAUGUCACGGGAGAGGACACUGACAAAGAGGACCUUUAACACAGUCGAAAUUUAACCACUUUC
Triplophysa dalaica is the source of this 3952-nucleotide messenger RNA. RefSeq lists its product as uncharacterized. The coding region runs from base 119 to 3928 and encodes 1269 amino acids. The record is from RefSeq and is a predicted model, not a curated record. Gene Ontology annotation, molecular function: protein binding. The transcript has 6 exons. Lineage: Eukaryota; Metazoa; Chordata; Actinopteri; Cypriniformes; Nemacheilidae. Gene Ontology annotation, biological process: positive regulation of transcription elongation by RNA polymerase II.